AUGACACAUGACAGGCUGGACUUCCUGCUUGCUACGGAUGCCAUGUUGACAGCAUUGAUCAAAACGAAAGAGCCAGAAUUUGCUCCAAAAUGCUGUACCUUCCAGUCGAGGGUUUGCACGCCAGACGUACGAAUACACCAACGCUCCAUCGAUCUCUCCUGCAGACGAAAUCCAUACCCAUAUCCUACACCAGUAUACACCACCCACGGACGCCGAUGCCCGAGGACUCCAUACAUGCCUAAGUGUUGUGAUAGAGGACCAGCGCCAGGAACUUAUUCGGAAUUUUGUAUGGCCGGCUGUAUCAGCAGAUUUGAUCUUCGAGGACAGGUACCUUUUGGGAACUGCUCUAGCCAGGCCUUGCAUUGUUAGAGGCAUAAUUGAUGUGGCUAAGAGAGUAGGCGCAGGAUAUAUUUCACACGGAGCAACUGGCAAGGGAAAUGACCAAGUCCGUUUUGAGCUCGGCUGUUAUGCUUUGUGUCCUGAAAUCAAGAUCAUCGCACCAUGGAAGGAUCCAAAUUUCUACAAACGGUUCCCAGGACGACAAGAAUUAUUUGAGUACGCAAGGGAACAUGGAAUUCCCUUACCUGUUACACCUAAAUGUCCUUGGAGUAUCGAUGCCAAUAUGGUACACGUAAGUUACGAGUCAGGCAUUUUGGAGAACCCAGCCACUCAUCCUCCUGAGGGAAUUUUCCAGAUGACAACAGACCCAGAAAAGGCCCCAGAUAUACCACAAGUUCUUACUAUCACCUUUAACAAAGGUCUACCAUCUAGUGUAGUAAUUGUCGGGGAUGCCACACAAGUGAGGGAUCCACUGGAAAUUUUCUGUGUGUGCAAUUCAGUAGGAGCCAAACACGGAGUUGGAAGAACUGAUAUUGUGGAAAACAGAUUUGUUGGGCUAAAGUCAAGAGGGAUAUAUGAGACCCCAGGCUUGACAAUACUCCGGGCUGCACAUCUGGACCUCGAGGCUCUGUGCCUUGACCGUGAAGUGAGGAAAAUAAAAGCUUAUCUUAGCACUCGUAUGUCUGAAAUGGUAUACAAUGGGUUGUGGUACAGUCCUGAGUUCGAGUUCACAAGGCACUGUAUCAGCCAGUCCCAGAAGCAGGUUACUGGCAGUGUUACUCUGAAGGUUUACAAGGGCAAUGUGUAUGUGUUGGGCAGGAGUGCUCCAGUGUCCCUGUACAAUCAAGAGUUGGUUUCUAUGGAUGUCCAGGGAGACUAUGAGCCAGGGGAUGCCCAUGGCUUUAUCAAAAUCAAUGCAGUUCGUCUCCGAGAACACGAGCGAGUGAAGCAGAUUGCCAAGAGUACCUAAGAGGAAAGAGGAAUUGGUGUGUUGUAUCUUCAUAUAAUUCACCUUAGUUCAAGUCAGCAGAAAAUAUGCUAGAGACUAAUUAUACAAUGUAAUCGGUGGAACAGUAACACAAUAACUUACAGAAACGCAUGGUGAUGGGGAUUUUCAAUAGGAAAGUCUGAGAUUUUUGUAAUUAAAGCAUUGUCAGAAAGAUCAGAAUUAUAGGCUGAAAAGGGAAAAAUAGAGCAUUGCAAUAUUCAGCAAUGAUCAGUACUGAAACUAUGAUUUCUGCCAAUUAGCUAUAUAAAUCAAUACUGUACAUAUGCAAGAUUCAUCUGUAUUUUUAUACAUGCAACAGAACAAGAAUUUGAUGGAGAAGUGCCAAAGUGAUUUUUAUUACAGUCUGAGGGAAAUAAAAUAGAGUGUAC
Penaeus vannamei (Pacific white shrimp) is the source of this 1716-nucleotide messenger RNA. NCBI's taxonomy places the organism in Eukaryota, Metazoa, Arthropoda, Malacostraca, Decapoda, Penaeidae. The record is from RefSeq and is a predicted model, not a curated record.